CCCUGGGUGUAGCUGGACUCACGGAAGAAUAGAAGGUAACAGCUGCUCCCAACAAUGGCCUCCACUCUCUAUUUGUCACCCAGUGACUGAAUAUAAAAGAGGCCUCUGAGCAAAGUGCCAAGCAGAUGAAUGCUUCUGGCUGCUUAAACACUGGGGUCUUCUAAAAGAAACCUUUGCUUGACACAGCAUCAUGAGCUCUUCCCACCUAAGCAACAGAGCUGAGAGCCAUUUCCAGGCACAAGAAGAACAUGAACUGGAAACUCUGGGGAAGAAGGCAUGGGACAACCCUGUUUACAACGGAUCCCCUUCCUCCUCCCUGAAAAUCAGGGCAAUCUACAAUCCAAAAUCCAUUUUGGAAAAUCCCUAUGAGAAUAUUGAAAAACUGACUGGCUCCCUGUCCUACCCAAAUGACAGAAAGGCUAACGAGGAAGCAAAGAAGAAGGAAGCACCCUUCCCAGGAUGCUGCUACUAUGUCUUCAAAGGCAUCCGAGGGCUUUGGGGCACAACCUUGACUGAAAAUACCACUGAGAACCGAGAGCUUUACGUAAAGACCACACUGCGUGAACUUCUGGUCUAUAUUGUAUUCUUGGUGGACAUCUGUUUGUUGACCUAUGGGAUGACCAGUUCAAAUGCCUAUUACUACACCAAAGUGAUGUCUGAACUCUUUUUGCAAACUCCUUCGGACAGUGGUGUCUCCUUCCAGACUAUUGGAAGUAUGGCUGACUUUUGGCGAUACACACAAGGACCUUUCUUGGAUAGUUUGUAUUGGACUAAAUGGUACAACAAUAAAUCUUUAGGCCACAACGCGCAAUCAUAUAUCUAUUAUGAGAACUUACUGCUUGGUGUCCCACGGCUACGCCAACUCAAGGUCCAGAACAACUCAUGUGUGGUGCAUGAUGACUUCAAAGAAGAUAUUUCUGGUUGUUAUGAUGUAUACAGUGAAGAGAAAGAGAACACGUCACCCUUUGGACUCUUCAAUGGGACAGCGUGGCAAUAUUACACGGAGCAAGAGCUUGAUGGCUCCUCUCACUGGGGCAGAUUAACCAGUUAUAGUGGAGGAGGCUAUUAUGUAGAUCUCAAAAUAAUCCGGGAGGAAAGUGCUGAAACCCUGCAAAUUUUGAAAGAAAACCUAUGGCUGGAUCGGGGAACCCGUGUCGUUUUUAUGGACUUCUCUGUGUAUAAUGCCAACAUCAACCUCUUCUGUGUGCUGAGGUUGGUGGUGGAAUUCCCUGCCACUGGGGGCGCCAUUCCCUCGUGGCAGAUUCGGACUGUGAAACUCCUCCGGUAUGUCAGCACUUGGGAUUUCUUCAUUGUCUCUUGUGAAAUUGUCUUCUGCAUCUUUAUCUUCUAUUACAUUGUGGAAGAAAUCCUGGAACUGCACAUUCACAGGCUUCAGUACUUCACCAGCAUCUGGAACAUUUUGGAUAUAGUGGUCAUUUUGCUUUCUGUUUUAGCCAUUGGAUUCCACAUUUUUCGUACCAUUGAAGUUAACAGGUUGAUGGGGCAGCUGCUAAGAAAUCCCAGCAUCUAUGCAGACUUUGAAUUUCUGGCUUUUUGGCAGACCCAGUACAACAACAUGAAUGCUGUGAACUUAUUCUUUGCCUGGAUCAAGAUAUUCAAAUACAUUAGCUUUAACAAAACAAUGACCCAGCUGUCCUCCACCCUUGCCCGAUGUGCCAAGGACAUCCUGGGCUUUGCCAUCAUGUUCUUCAUUGUCUUUUUUGCCUAUGCGCAACUGGGAUAUCUCCUUUUUGGAACCCAAGUAGAAAACUUCAGCACCUUUGUUAAAUGCAUCUUCACGCAGUUUCGCAUCAUUCUUGGUGACUUUGACUACAAUGCUAUUGACAAUGCCAACAGAAUCUUGGGACCGAUAUAUUUCGUCACCUAUGUCUUCUUUGUCUUCUUUGUGCUGUUGAACAUGUUUCUGGCUAUUAUAAAUGACACCUACUCAGAAGUAAAAGAAGAACUUUCAAACCAGAAGAAUGAACUGCAGCUGUCGGACAUUCUGAAACAAGGCUAUAACAGGACCCUGAUGAAGCUGAAACUGAAAAAAGACCGGAUCUCUGAUGUGCAGAAAGCUUUGCAGAAAGGAACCAAAGAAUUGGAAUAUGAAGACUUUAAGAACAGUUUGAGAGAGCUGGGUCAUGCUGAACAUGAAAUCACAGCAGCCUUUGCAAAAUUUGAUAAAGAUGGUAACCAGAUCCUUGAUGAGGAAGAACAGAAGAGAAUGCGGAAUGAUUUGGAGGAGAAGAAAGUUGCUCUGAAUGAAGAAAUUGAGAAUUUGGGGAAAUCCUUCAGGGACAACACUUUGGACAAUACUCUUGGCUUUGCAGAGGCAAAGAAUAAUCAAGCAAACAAAACCAGCCGUGUUUCUGAGGAAGAAUUCCAAAUACUCCUGAGACGAGUGCUACAGUUGGAGAAUUCUGUUGGUGGCAUCAUAUCCAAGACAGAAGCCUUGGUAAUUAAACUGGAAGACCUUGAGAGAAGCAAAUUGAAGAAAAAAGACUCGGUACCUGAGGGAGAACAUCUGACUGAAGAAAAUCUGGCUCCGCAGAAUGCUGAACGUGUUGUUACAGAAGAGGGCAGACUGGACACAGCCCAAGUGCAGGAGAAUUAUAUCAGUGUGAAUUCUCUGAAUAGGAGUCAGGGUGUCUACCCCAUUCUGUCCAGAUUAGACCUAUUAAACUCUCAAACUCCCAAGAACAUCCAGUUCAAAUCUAACAGGAACUUCUAGCUUAUUGCUGAAUACAUGCAGUAUUAAUUACUCUUCUUGCGGUUUCAUUAUGUUUAGGCUAGUAAAGCAUUUAAUUAUAUUUUAUAAUCCUGCCUCUAGGAAUAUCUCUGCCCUUUUCUUUACAAAAAGGAGCUUUGGGAUAGGGGAUAUUCAAGCAGAACUGGGUGGACGAAUGGUUCUUUUAACCUCUUUCUAAACACUACCAGUCUACUGCUGGGUGAGUUUUCUUCAUGCAGAAGAGAUAAAACAUAAGCAGAUUUAUGUAUUUAGCCAUAUACGAUCAGACAUAAUGAAAAAGGAAACAUCCCCUGAGUUUUAAAGGGAUCACAAACCUGGAUCUAAAUUUUGCACUGUAUUUUUAAUCUUUCAAAGUAAUCUCUGUACUUAUCCAGGUCAGAUAUGAAGCCCAAGUUUAAAUUUGAAACUUGGCAUUGCCAGUAUUCACAGAAGGAAUAUUUCUGCACAGGUUUCACUUCUCGAAGGAAAACCAUGUACAUACUGGAGAUUGUAAUGAGCUGGUGUGUUAUUGUUAUUCUGGGUGCUAGGAUUCAAAUACUCAAGUGACAAUUCUGAAACCUGGCUAAAGAUCUGCAGGAUGGUAAGCAUAUUUAAAUAGCCCGAUUUAUACACAAGAAAAUAGCAUACUGUAUACUAUUUUCUGACAAUGUAAAACUCCUUUUACAUUUCAGUAGAUUAUUUUGACCACUGUAAAGUGUCUACAUUCCUAGAUUAUAAUAAAUAGAAGGAUUGGUAUGUAUCAUGGACACUAAA
This is a messenger RNA of Candoia aspera, 3505 nucleotides long. RefSeq names its product polycystin 2 like 1, transient receptor potential cation channel (gene PKD2L1). The record is from RefSeq and is a predicted model, not a curated record. Gene Ontology annotation, cellular component: membrane. Gene Ontology annotation, biological process: potassium ion transmembrane transport; detection of mechanical stimulus. The transcript is spliced from 15 exons. Bases 191 to 2734 code for a protein of 847 amino acids. Lineage: Eukaryota; Metazoa; Chordata; Lepidosauria; Squamata; Candoiidae. Gene Ontology annotation, molecular function: sodium channel activity; calcium ion binding; calcium channel activity.